AUGGCACAGUUAGGAACAAUGAGUUCUCUCUCCGAUGAGGAAAUCAUCGCACAGAACCCAAUCGGAAAUGGCUUGGAUGAUUUUCGUCGUCUUUUCAGAGAAAAAUGUGAAGAUCUUGGUGUCUCUGAGGUCUAA
Messenger RNA from Sclerotinia sclerotiorum 1980 UF-70, 135 nucleotides. RefSeq lists its product with no specific name. Bases 1 to 135 code for a protein of 44 amino acids. The record is from RefSeq and is a predicted model, not a curated record. The transcript has a single exon. NCBI's taxonomy places the organism in Eukaryota, Fungi, Ascomycota, Leotiomycetes, Helotiales, Sclerotiniaceae.